Eruca vesicaria subsp. sativa (arugula) is the source of this 1585-nucleotide messenger RNA. NCBI's taxonomy places the organism in Eukaryota, Viridiplantae, Streptophyta, Magnoliopsida, Brassicales, Brassicaceae. The record is from the annotation of a GenBank genome assembly.
AUGACGGAGACUGAAACAAUCGCCGCCGCGAUUAACCAAAUCGACGAGAAGAAACAAACCCUAAAGAAAGCCUUCGAAGAUCUUCAAUCACACCGCUCUCUCCUCUCACCUUCCUUCUCCCUCUCCUGGUCUGACAUCGACUCCCACUUCUCCUCUCUCCAAUCCUCCCUCUCUAACCGUCUCCGCCUCCUCCAAUCCCAACCUCCUUUAGCUAAAACCGAAACAGAUAACGCAGAGCCACCGGUUACUAUUCGCCCGGAAUUAAAAGCCUUAUGCGAGAACAUGGACUCGAUCGGUCUAACCAAGUUUCUUACUACUCAUUGGGACGACGACGCGAUGCCUAAUUUAGAACUCUCCGCAGCGUUUCGUUACUCUCCAGACCCGGCUACGAUGGUGCUUAACGCAAUCGAAGGAUCAAGCAACAAGGGGAAAGCUGUUGAUGUGAGGAGAGUUUUCGUUUUGUUAAUGGAAGCUUUGAUUGAGAUAAACGAUGUGAGUAUCGGAGUCGAUACGAAAGAGAAGGCUAAGAAGGUAGCUAAGGAGUGGAAGAUUAAGAUAGGUAACAAACCUUUCGAGGCGUUACUGUUUCUUCACUUAGUAGCAGCGUUUGGAUUAGGAUCUGAGUUUAACUCAGAGGAGCUUUCACGUUAUGUUUUAAUGAUCGCUAAGUACAAGCAAGCGACUUUGGUGUGUAACAAGAUUGGAUUAGGUAAGGAGAGAGUUGGAGAGGUGAUUAAGAAGCUUUUGAGUGGUGGGAAACCGAUUUUGGCGGUUAGGUUUAUGUAUGAAUGUGGGAGGACAGAUGGGUUUGAGCCGGUUUCUGUGUUGAAAGGUUAUGUUAAGGAGGUGAGAGAAGUUGCGGAGAGAGUUUGUAAGGAGGAUAAGUAUUCUCUCAAGUCGCAGAACGAAGCUACUGAUAAAGAAGUUAGUGCGUUGAAGGCGGUGAUCAAGAUUGUUAAAGAUCAGGGGCUUGAAGGUGAGUUUUUAGAGGAGAGGGUUGAGGAGAGAGUGGAGGAGUUGGAGAAACAGAAGGCGUUGAGGAAACGUAAUGUGGAGACACCACAGGCGAAGGGGAGAAAGCGGCCUCGUUAUCGCAGUGGUGCACACGUUCCUAAACAAGAAGCUAGUGGUGUUAUGAUUAUGACUGAACCUAGUCUUCAUCAUGGCUUACACUUGAACUCUUUUGGUGUUGUGAACCCAGCACGUAGUGGUAUUCUUGGCCCUUACGUGAACCCAGUAACUGCUGGGCUCUAUGGUUUAGCUGCAACUCCUCAACCUGUUUACUAUGAUCAGCAAGCUGGAUUCGUAAUGCCGCCGUUUCACCCCGCUUAUUAUCCUUAGUAGCAGAGCUUUGCAAUGAAACAUCAUCGUAGUGAUGUCUGAGGAAAGAACUGGCGGUCUUGACUCUCCAUUUCUCUUUUUAUGUAAAUGAAAAGUAAGUAGCUUUAUCAUGGAGAUGAGCUUUAUCUAAAUGUCUUGAAGAGUUUAGUUCUUGAAAAUGAUAAUAUUGUUUUGGCUGUAAUUGCCACUUCAACGAAUAGUUAAAAAUACAGUUUACACAAUACAAACAAAACAUGAGUAAAAU